AUGAUUGAGCAACAACACAUCCUCAAUAACGCAUAUCCAGUGAAAUGUUGGGUUCCAGAUCCUCCAGACAUGGCUUGGGCAGAUGUCAUUGCUGCAAUUGAACCAGGGGCUCUCUCAUUUUCAAUGAAUUCCCAGAUCUAUAAAUUCAAGCAGGAGAGAAAGGCAUACAAGGCCUCUGCUAGUCAACGUGAAUUUGACCUCAUGAUGGAAGCUGGGGACUGUGCUGUUAAGGUCCGUGGUAGAUCUCUCUGGAGGGAUAAGGACGGAGAAAUAAGAAUGAGUGGCAUUAUCAUGGAUCUUGAGACUCCAUUUGACCCAAAAUCCGUGGAAACUUUCAGCGCAAGCAUUUGA
Messenger RNA from Uncinocarpus reesii 1704, 351 nucleotides. RefSeq lists its product as uncharacterized. The coding region runs from base 1 to 351 and encodes 116 amino acids. The transcript has 2 exons. The record is from RefSeq and is a predicted model, not a curated record. NCBI's taxonomy places the organism in Eukaryota, Fungi, Ascomycota, Eurotiomycetes, Onygenales, Onygenaceae.